Molecule: messenger RNA, 3770 nt
Organism: Neopsephotus bourkii (Bourke's parrot)
Lineage: Eukaryota; Metazoa; Chordata; Aves; Psittaciformes; Psittacidae
Product: probable cyclin-dependent serine/threonine-protein kinase DDB_G0292550
Exons: 5
Source: RefSeq, a predicted model, not a curated record
AUGGGGGGAGGCGGGGCCAUGGCCCCUGCAGGCACCAAUGGGGGCGUCAAUGGGGGCGUCAAUGGGGACGUCAAUGGGGACGUCAAUGGGGGCAUCAAUAGGGGCGUCAAUGGGGAUGUUAAUGGGGGCUUCAAUGGUGACGUCAAUGGGGGCAUCAAUGGGGACGUCAAUGGGAUCUUCAAUGGGGACUUCAAUAGGGACGUCAAUGGGGGCAUCCAUACGGACAUCAGUGGGGACGUCAAUGGGAGCCCCAAUGGGGCUGUUAAUGGGGGCACCAAUGGGGGCUUCAAUGGAGGCACCAAUGGGGACAGCAUCUUCAAUGGGGACAUCUCCAAUGGGGACUUCUCCAAUGGGAGCAUCAAUGGUGGCAUCUCCAAUGGGAGCAUCAAUGGGGACAUCUCCAAUGGAAACAUCAAUGGGGACAUCUUCAAUGGGGACUUCAAUGGGGACAUCUCCAAUGGGAGCAUCAAUGGGGGCAUCUCCAAUGGCAGCAUCUCCAAUGGGAGCAUCAAUGGGGACAUCUCCAAUGGCAGCAUCUCCAAUGGGAGCAUCAAUGGGGGCAUCUCCAAUGGUGGCAUCUCCAAUGGGAGCAUCAAUGGGAACAUCUCCAAUGGGGACUUCAAUGGGGACAUCUUCAAUGGGGACUUCAAUGGGGACAUCUCCAAUGGGGACAUCGAUGGUUGCAUCUCCAAUGGUGGCAUCUCCAAUGGGGACAUCUUCAAUGGGGACUUCUCCAACGGUGGUGACAUCAGUACUGGCAUCGCCAAUGGUGGCUUCAGCCACAAGGACAUUGCCAAUGGGGGCAUCUCCAAUGGCUUCACCUCCAAUGGGAGCACCAAUGGGGACAUCUCCAAUGGCUUCACCUCCAAUGGUUGCACCUCUAACAACAGCAGCUCCAAUGGGAGCAUCAAUGGGGACAUCUCCAAUGGGGACAUCUCCAAUGGGGACAUCUCCAAUGGUGGCAUCUCCAAUGGGAUCAUCAACGGCAUCACCUCCAAUGGCAUGACCUCUAACAACAGCAUCUCCAACAGCAUCAUCUCCAAUGGUGGCAUCUCCAAUGGGAGCAUCAAUGAGGGCAUCAAUGGGGACAUCUCCAAUGGGGACAUCUCCAAUGGGAGCAUCAAUGGGGACAUCUCCAAUGGUGGCAUCUCCAAUGGGAGCAUCAAUGAGGGCAUCAAUGGGGACAUCUCCAAUGGGGACAUCUCCAAUGGGAGCAUCAAUGGGGACAUCUCCAAUGGUGGCAUCUCCAAUGGGAGCAUCAAUGAGGGCAUCAAUGGGGACAUCUCCAAUGGGGACAUCUCCAAUGGGAGCAUCAAUGGGGACAUCUCCAAUGGUUGCAUCUCCAAUGGCAUCUCCAAUGGCGGCAUCAAUGGGGACACCUCCAACAGCAUCACCUCCAAUGGCGGCAUCUCCAACAAUGACAUCUCCAAUGGGGACAUCAUCUCCAAUGGGAACAUCUCCAAUGGGAGCAUCAAUGAGGGCAUCAAUGGGGACAUCUCCAAUGGGGACAUCUCCAAUGGGAGCAUCAAUGGGGACAUCUCCAAUGGGAACAUCUCCAAUGGGAGCAUCAAUGAGGGCAUCAAUGGGGACAUCUCCAAUGGGGACAUCUCCAAUGGGAGCAUCAAUGGGGACAUCUCCAAUGGUUGUAUCUCCAAUGAUGACAUCUCCAAUGGCAGCACCAAUGGGAGCAUCAAUGGGGACAUCAAUGGGGACAUCUCCAAUAGGGACUUCUCCAAUGGGAGCAUCAAUGGGGACAUCUCCAGUGGUUGCAUCUCCAAUGGUGGCAUCUCCAAUGGGAUCAUCAAUGGGGCCACCUCCAACAGCACCACCCCCAAUGGGGACAUCAAUGGGGCCACCUCCAAUGGGAUCAUCAAUGGGGCCACCUCCAACAGCACCACCCCCAAUGGGAUCAUCAAUGGGGCCACCUCCAACAGCACCACCCCCAAUGGGGACAUCAAUGGGGCCACCUCCAAUGGGAUCAUCAAUGGGGCCACCUCCAAUGGGAGCAUCAAUGGGGGCAUCAAUGGGGCCACCUCCAACAGCACCACCGCCAAUGGGAGCAUCAAUGGGGCCACCCCCAAUGGGAUCAUCAAUGGGGGCAUCAAUGGGAUCAUCAAUGGGGCCGCCCGCAAUGGGAUCAUCAAUGGGAGCAUCAAUGGGGGCAUCAAUGGGAUCAUCAAUGGGGCCGCCCCCAAUAGCACCACCCCCAAUGGGAGCAUCAAUGGGGCCACCCCCAAUGGGAUCAUCAAUGGGAGCAUCAAUGGGAUCAUCAAUGGGGCCACCUCCAAUGGGAUCAUCAAUGGGGGCAUCAAUGGGGCCACCCCCAACAGCCCCGCCCCCAACAUCUGCCCCUCCCCCCUCUUCCUCCUCCUCCUCUCCCAUCACCCCCGGUGGCCCCUCCCCCACCCUCCCCCCUUCCUCCUCCUCCUCCUCCUCCUCCUCCUCCUCCCCACCCCCACCCACGCCGCCACCUUCAAAGUAGGGGUCAUGGGACCUUGGUCAUGUGACCCCAUCCUAGCCCGGGCCUAUCCGGAGCUUGCUUCUCGCUUGGCCACCUCCCGCCUCAACGCGGACCCCAACUACAACGAAGCCUAUUGGUGGGAUCCUUUGGUCCUAUCAGAAGCUUGCUCCGCCCCCCAAGCCGCUAUGGGGCUGCUCAACGUGGAUCGUUACGCCUCCUCCUUAGUAGGCCCCAUAAACCCCGUUACUUGUGGGGCAGCCGCUCUCCUUAUGGCCGCUUGGAACAAACCCAUGGCGGCCUGGAGUUGCUAUGGGGCAGGGAGGGAGACGUUGGUGCCCCCUAUGCCGGGGGUGGUGGGGGUCCUGCAUUCGGUGCUCAGGUUCUUCCAUUGGGCCCACGUGGCCGUGGUGGCCGCCCCACAAGAGGCCUGGAGGGAAGUGGGGCGCGGGGUGGCCCAAGGGUUGAGGGCUAUGGGGCUGCCCGUGAGGGUGGUGGCCAUGGAAGGGGAGGAGGAAGAGGAGGUGAUGGAGGCGUUGAGGAAGGUGAAGAGGGCGGAUGGAGUGAGAGUGGUCCUCAUGUGCAUGCACUCGGUGCUGCUGGGCGGCCGGGAGCAGAAGCUCCUCCUGGAGACAGCCCAGGCCAUGGGCAUGGCCGACGGCUCCUACGUCUUCAUCCCCUACGACACCCUCACCUUCCCGCUGCCCUAUCAGAGCGCGCCUUACUCCAGCCUGGCCAAUAGCAGCCGCCUGAGGCGGGCCCACGACGCCGUCCUCACCAUCACCAUGGACUCGCCCCAUGGCUCCUUCCACCAGGCCCUGCUCCGAGCGCAGGAGGCCAAGGAGAUCCCUGCUUACAUCGACCCCAUGCAGGUCCACCCCCUCUUCGCCACCAUCUACAACUCCAUCCACAUCCUGGCCACGGCGGUGGAGGCGACCCGACGCGCCGGCCAUUGGGUGAUGGGCACCAGUGUGGCCCAGAGCUUCCAUGACCUCCACGUCCAUGGCUUCUGCCAGAGCUUCUCCAUUGACCGCAAUGGGGCCAUCACCGUCCCCUAUGUGGUGCUGGACACCGAUGGGCAAGGGGAUCGGUUGUGGCCGGUCUAUGGGGUGGAACCGGGGACCCAUGGAUUGAGGAGAAGGGAACGGGAGGUCCAUUGGCCCCAUAGGACUGGGCCGGGUGCUGAUGCUGGGUGUUGGUUCGAGGAGGGCUCCGUCUGUAAUGGGGGGCUGGACGCCACCAUUGUCCUCCUCAUGAUGGUCCUCAUGUGCACCCUGGCUGCUGCUGGUGCUGCCCUGGCCUGCUUCAUCAG